Lymnaea stagnalis (great pond snail) is the source of this 8051-nucleotide messenger RNA. The record is from the annotation of a GenBank genome assembly. Lineage: Eukaryota; Metazoa; Mollusca; Gastropoda; Lymnaeidae.
CAAUACAGGUGGGCUCCAACAGAUUCUUGCCAACCCAAAUCCCCACGUGGCUGCUACAAGCAAGAGAACACUACGUUUUACCUGCGUCACGUCGUGGACGAAACGGUCCAAGGUAUGCAGACACUGAACUGUGCUGUAUUUGAGGUCUCGGUGAAAAGGAAUGCGUUCGAUUUUCAGUACAGAGACCGGUACUUCUACAAACGCUACGAGAGGUUUCCAAUGGUGUUUGGUGAGUGGUCGUUGACUAGUGGUGUGUGUGUGAGAAAGUGUUUAAUUUGACCAACGGUGAAAGGUGAACCGCCGUGUGAGCCCUGCAAUCACUCCACAAUGGCCGUGAUGUGGUAAACACAUGUAUGACAUCACUACACAAUGGCCGUGAUGUGGUAAACACAUGUAUGACAUCACUCCACAAUGGCCGUGAUGUGGUAAACACAUGUAUGACAUCACUCCACAAUGGCCGUGAUGUGGUAAACACAUGUAUGACAUCACUCCACAAUGGCCGUGAUGUGGUAAACACAUGUGUGACAUCACUCCACAAUGGCCGUGAUGUGGUAAACAAAUGUGUGACAUCACUACACAAUGGCCGUGAUGUGGUAAACACAUGUAUGACAUCAAUCCACAAUGGCCGUGAUGUGGUAAACACAUGUAUGACAUCACUACACAAUGGCCGUGAUGUGUUAACACAUGUAUGACAUCACUCCACAAUGGCCGUGAUGUGGUAAACACAUGAAUGACAUCACUACACAAUGGCCGUGAUGUGAUAAACACAUGUAUGACAUCACUCCACAAUGGCCGUGAUGUGGUAAACACAUGAAUGACAUCACUACACAAUGGCCGUGAUGUGGUAAACACAUGAAUGACAUCCCUACACAAUGGCCGUGAUGUGGUAAACACAUGUAUGACAUCGCUACACAAUGGCCGUGAUGUGGUAAACAAAUGUGUGACAUCACUACACAAUGGCCGUGAUGUGGUAAACAAAUGUAUGACAUCACACAAUGGCCAUGAUGUGGUAAACAAAUGAAUGACGUCCCAAAAUUGCUGUGAUGUGGUAAACAAAUGUAUGACAUCACUACACAAUGGCCGUGAUGUGGUAAACAAAUGUGUGACAUCACUACACAAUGGCCGUGAUGUGGUAAACAAAUGUGUGACAUCACUACACAAUGGCCGUGAUGUGGUAAACAAAUGUGUGACAUCACUACACAAUGGCCGUGAUGUGGUAAACAAAUGUGUGACAUCACUACACAAUGGCCGUGAUGUGGUAAACAAAUGUGUGACAUCACUACACAAUGGCCGUGAUGUGGUAAACACAUGUGUGACAUCACUACACAAUGGCCGUGAUGUGGUAAAUAAAUGUGUGACAUCACUACACAAUGGCCGUGAUGUGGUAAACAAAUGUGUGACAUCACUACACAAUGGCCGUGAUGUGGUAAAAAUGUGUAACAUCACUACACAAUGGCCGUGAUGUGGUAAACACAUGAAUGACAUCACUACACAAUGGCCGUGAUGUGGUAAACACAUGAAUGACAUCACUACACAAUGGCUGUGAUGUGGUAAACACAUGAAUGACAUCACUAUACAAUGGCUGUGAUGUGGUAAACACAUGAAUGACAUCACUACACAAUGGCUGUGAUGUGGUAAAUACAUGAAUGACAUCACUACACAUGGCUUUGAUGUGGUAAACACAUGAAUUACAUCACUACACAAUGGCUGUGAUGUGGUAAACACAUGAAUGACAUCACUACACAAUGGCUGUGAUGUGAUUAACAAAUGUAUGACAUCACACAAUGGCUGUGAUGUGGUAAACAAAUGUAUGACAUCACUACACAAUGGCUGUGAUGUGGUAAACAAAUGUAUGUCGUCACACAAUGGCUGUGAUUUCGUAAACAAAUAUAUGACGUCACAAAAUGGCUGUGAUGUGGUAAACAAAUAUAUGAUGUCACACAAUGGCAGUGAUGUGGUAAACAAAUGUAUGACAUCUCUACACAAUGGCUGUGAUGUGGUAAACAAAUGAAUGACAUCACUACACAAUGGCUGUGAUGUGGUAAACAAAUGUAUGACGUCACACAAUGGCUGUGAUGUGGUAAACAAAUAUAUGACAUCCCUACACCAUGGCUGUGAUGUGGUUAACAAAUGCAUGACGUCACACAAUGGCUGUGAUGUGGUAAACAAAUGUAUGACGUCACACAAUGGCUUUGAUGUGGCAAACAAAUGUAUGACAUCCCUACACAAUGGCUGUGAUGUGGUUAACACAUGUAUGACUUCACACAAUGGCCGUGAUGUGGUAAACAAAUGAAUGACAUCACUACAAAAUGGCUGUAAAGUGGUUAACCAAUGUAUGACGUCACACAAUGGCCGUGAUGUGGUAAAUAAAUGUAUGACAUCACAUAAUGGCCGUGAUGUGGUAAACAAAUGUAUGACAUCACACAAUGGCUGUGAUGUUGUAAACAAAUGAAUGACGUCCCACAAUUGCUGUGAUGUCUUAAACAAAUGUAUGACAUCACUACACAAUGGCUGUGAUGUGGUAACACAUGUAUGACGUCACUCAAUGGCUGUGAAGUGGUAAACAAAUGUAUGACAUCACUACACAAUGGCUGUGAUGUGGUAAACAAAUGUAUGACAACACUACACAAUGGCUGUGAUGUGGUAAACACAUGUAUGACAUCACAAAAUGGCUAUGAUGUGGUAAACACAUGUAUGACGUCACACAACGGCUGUGAUGUGGUAAACAAAUGUAUGACAUCACACAAUGUCCGUGAUGUGGUAAACAAAUGUAUGACAUCACUACACAAUGGCUGUGAUGUGGUAAACACAUGUAUGACAUCACUACACAAUGGCUGUGAUGUGGUAAACACAUGUAUGACAUCACUACACAAUGGCUGUGAUGUCGUAAACAAAUAUAUUACGUCACAAAAUUGCUGUGAUGUGGUAAACAAAUGUAUGACGGUGGCGAAAGAAAUUUAAAGUUGAAGUGGGGACCCCCAAAUUUCGAUCUACGGCUCUGGGUGUCGGAUAUUAGUUCUACUUUCCUAAUCGUAUGCGUAACGGUGAUGUAGCAUUCGGUGGUUAUGGCUUAGUGCCCCCGAGGAGGUAACCGGUGAUGUAGCAUUUGGUGGUUAUGGCUUAGUGCCCCCGAGGAGGUAACCUGUGAGAAGCAUUUGGUGGUUAUGGCUUAGUGCCCCCGAGGAGGUAACCUGUGAGUAGCAUUUGGUGGUUAUGGCUUAGUGCCCCCGAGGAGGUAACCUGUGAGAAGCAUUUGGUGGUUAUGGCUUAGUGCCCCCGAGGAGGUAACCUGUGAGUAGCAUUUGGUGGUUAUGGCUUAGUGCCCCCGAGGAGGUAACCUGUGAGUAGCAUUUGGUGGUUAUGGCUUAGUGCCCCCGAGGAGGUAACCUGUGAGUAGCAUUUGGUGGUUAUGGCUUAGUGCCCCCGAGGAGGUAACCUGUGAGUAGCAUUUGGUGGUUAUGGCUUAGUGCCCCCGAGGAGGUAACCUGUGAGUAGCAUUUGGUGGUUAUGGCUUAGUGCCCCCGAGGAGGUAACCUGUGAGUAGCAUUUGGUGGUUAUGGCUUAGUGCCCCCGAGGAGGUAACCUGUGAGUAGCAUUUGGUGGUUAUGGCUUAGUGCCCCCGAGGAGGUAACCUGUGAGUAGCAUUUGGUGGUUAUGGCUUAGUGCCCCCGAGGAGGUAACCUGUGAGUAGCAUUUGGUGGUUAUGGCUUAGUGCCCCCGAGGAGGUAACCUGUGAGUAGCAUUUGGUGGUUAUGGCUUAGUGCCCCCGAGGAGGUAACCUGUGAGUAGCAUUUGGUGGUUAUGGCUUAGUGCCCCCGAGGAGGUAACCUGUGAGUAGCAUUUGGUGGUUAUGGCUUAGUGCCCCCGAGGAGGUAACCUGUGAGUAGCAUUUGGUGGUUAUGGCUUAGUGCCCCCGAGGAGGUAACCUGUGAGUAGCAUUUGGUGGUUAUGGCUUAGUGCCCCCGAGGAGGUAACCUGUGAGUAGCAUUUGGUGGUUAUGGCUUAGUGCCCCCGAGGAGGUAACCUGUGAGUAGCAUUUGGUGGUUAUGGCUUAGUGCCCCCGAGGAGGUAACCUGUGAGUAGCAUUUGGUGGUUAUGGCUUAGUGCCCCCGAGGAGGUAACCUGUGAGUAGCAUUUGGUGGUUAUGGUUUAGUGCCCCGGGGGGGGGGGUUAACCAGUGAUGUAGCGUAUGGUGGUUAGUGCCUUAGUGCCCUCUGAGUCGGGCAAAGUUUUCUUUCACCCCGACCACGAACAAUAAGUUUGCCAGACAGAUGAAUGAACCUUGUCCCCUGGCGCCCAAAACUCUAGCUUUAGAAAGGGGUGCGUAUCGGUUAUCCAUCCAAAUCUCACGUUUUCUUUAAAUGGACGUGUUUCAUUCUCGGACAACUCCAGAGUUUAGCGUUGAAGAGAAGGCGACAAAACCUAUGCAGUGCAUCUAUCGGCAACAAAAUUGGUGAUAUUAUUUAUCGGGAAUUAGGGCAAACAUUGAGGGCACCGAUAGCUUUUGAGCGGAAGAAGGGUCUGCUAUAUUGUCGUUUUUAUCGAGAAAUAGGGCAGAAAUUGAGGGUGCCGAUUACUCUCCUUUGAAAAAGUGAGGAUGGGUCUGGGGAUCAAAUCCCCAGAAAUUGCUUAUUUCAAAAUCAAGCAGGGAAUUUUUGAUUUUACAGAAUUCAAUGGUUCUUUUUCCUAUACGACUGUUUUAUCCGGGGAUGGAAUUGUUCAAGCGUCCGGGGGGAGGCACUAUUGUGUCCGGUACCAUACAUAAACUUUAUUCACUCCGGUUGUGACGCGCCGCAUGGUAAUCAUUUAACACAACUCUAGAUUCAAUCCCGUACUGUCAUUUUGAUUGGCGUGAGGAAUGGGGGAACAGAAAUCGAUGGUGCCGAAUGCUCUCAAGCAAAAGUGGGCACAGAAGUGCCCAUUUAUUUUGUGUGUUGAUUAAUUCAGGGAUGCAGUUUGAUGCAACAUUUCAGUUGGUGUUUCUGUCCGACAAUUUGGAAGGGGUCAUUGGGAACGUUCUUUGGGAAGCGCUAUAACCCGCCCCAGCCUGACAUGAACUAAACUCAUUCCACCUAAUACCCUUGAGGGUAUACUUUUUGCCCUAGCUUAUAAUAUAGUGUCACCCUUCAAUCUUUUUAGUCCCCAGAAAAAUUUUGAUAAAUUUAAAAUGCAAGAAUGGAUUUUAGCAUAUAUAAAAAUUUAGCUUUGCAUCAUCUUACACUUAAUCGGAGAGCAACGGGAGACAUGCUAGGGUAAAAAAUUUAGAUCUCACUUUCCCCAAGAGCCAUUGUGUGGGCCCUGCAACCCUUGUGGCUGCAAGGGGCCUCGAGUAUUUUAGGGGCUGAAAGUUGCGUUCCGGACACUUUUUAAAUGAUCAAAUGUGAAUGUAAGGGGGUGGAAGGACACAACAGGAAAGGGGCAGAGGUUUUCUAAAUGUCAAGCGACGGCUCUACUUGACCUAGUUAUGCAAUAUAUAAUAUAACUAACUAAAAUAACACUGUGAUUUGAUAUUUUUAUUAAAACUAUUUUAAGGGUAAACUACUUAAUCACAAUUAUGUUUAAAAACUUACAAAAAAGAUGAGCAUCACGAAAAAGCACUGCACACAUAAUCCCAGAAGGUAUUUGCGAAAUAGAUGUGUCUUUAGAUCGGUUUUAAAGGACUCCAGUGACUGGUUGUUUCUGAGAUCGACAGGAAGGGCGUUCCAAAUUGUUGGACCAGCAAAUGCGAAAGUGCGCUUUCCGUAAGUCUCAAGGCAAACACGUGAUGUCGAGAGUUUGCCACUAUCGGAUGAGCGGAGCUCUCUAGUGGGUACAUAAGGCGUCAGCAGCUCUUUCAGAUAGGACGGCGCCAGGUCAUAUAUAUAUAUAUAUAAGCUUUCUGGUGUAUUUUCACCUAAAUAGUAAAUGUAAAAAAAUGCGUGCAAAUAGACGAGGAGAAUAGUUUAUUAUUUCUAUUCUGAUAUCAAAAAGAGAAAAGCAGCUUGGAAGUCAAUAAUCCUACGCUAAGUUUGAAGCUUGUACCGGUACAUGUUUGAUACUUAGCAAGAACUACAUUAAAAUUAUAGACCUUUAUAGUGAUGUGACGUUGCCAAAAAGAAAUGCAUCAAACUACCGAUAUAUGCGAACUACUGGAUCUAAGCUUCAGAUGUAUAGUCUGGUGCGACCAAUUAACGAAAGUAUGAUAUUUAUAAUCGAAUUGUGUAAACCUACAAAAAAAUUGGUCUUAAAGACUCGGAACAUCAAAUGUGUCGAGCAUACAUUUGAUUCAUUUUAAAGUGUUUAUAAAAUUACAAUUUAGUUGUUUUUUUUGUGUAAAAAAUAUUUUAUUUUAUCGUUGUACACAUUUCCCCCCCGGGCACACUUGACAUUCUCUUGGGGCGCCCCCCCCUCCUCCCGGAGAGCUGCCUGAAAGAAACAUGGCCCCUAAAGUCAGUGAAUGCCCCCAUUCUAUAAAAAGUGACGAGCUGACUGACUUCCCCAUGUCCAUUGUUCCUAAGUCAGUGCAAGAUUUCUUCUAGUUCCACAAAUUAAUAAGACAAAAAUCUGUUGAAAACCCCAACAACCUAAAUCCCCAUUUCAACAGUCAGCUGUUCGUUUGUCACAUUUCCCACUGAUGUAGGUCAUGAAUCAAGGGCCAAUACCCUCAUUGAAAGCAAAGGGGUUAGCAAACUGGUCAGCCAGUUCAGAAAAAACAAAUCGAUAACUGCUUAAUCAGAUUUGUAAAAAAAUAAUUUAAUGAUCUAAUUAAGGUUCCUGAAAGGACGGCCCACGGGUAAGAUCAGGCCCGCUUGGUCGCAGUACGUAACGCGGUUAGCGUGCCACAAAUUGAGGCCGAUCAAUGGCCAUGUCAUGGGCCAAAAGUUUUAGAAUACAUCAUAUUGAAAUAAUCUAAUUUGGUUCAAAUUAUGCUUCCGAAUGAAAUUCUUUUUUUUUCAUGGGUUUUACUUUGCAAAAAUACGUUCCUUGUAGUAUCCUGAGGAAUUCGUUUAUAGUAUUUGAACCUACAGUCAGGACCCCAUCAGUGAAAAAAGCCUUUGAGGACCUCUGAUCUAAAUAUUCACCCCCUUCCCCAUUUCCUCCAUCAAAUCAUCAGAUGUGGAAGAUGAAAAACUUACGGUGAAUGAUGAGGACAUAUCUCUGAACGUCACAUCCUACACACUCAUGUUGGGGAUAUACUAUGACCUGGAGUACUGCGUCUACAAUCUCGUGAAGGGAUCCCUGUGCGUUGACCUGGGCGGAAACGUCACAAUGAACCGACCCAACGCACCUUGUGUGCAUGCUCUUUUCAUCGCCCGUGAAGCGCACGACGGGUCAGAGGUCACUCUCUCCUUCACUGAGAAAGGUGGAUGCAGGAGACCAGGCAGGACGACUUCUAAGUUUGGAUUGAAAGGUAAGUCAAUAACAAAUAUGAAACAAGAUUUCUCUAAUAGAACAUGAUUUAUGGCACGAAUUGCAAGGUAAGUCAAUAGCAAACAUGAAACCAGACUUCUUUAAUAGAACAUGAUUUAUGGCACGGAUUGCAAGGUAAGUCAAUAGCAAACAUGAAACCAGACUUCUCUAAUAGAACAUGAUUUAUGGCACGGAUUGCAAGGUAAGUCAAUAACAAACAUGAAACCAGACUUCUCUAAUAGAACAUGAUUUAUGUCACGGAUUGCAAGGUAAGUCAAUAGCAAACAUGAAACCAGACUUCUCUAAUAGAACAUGAUUUAUGGCACGGAUUGCAAGGUAAGUCAAUAACAAACAUGAAACCAGACUUCUUUAAUAGAACAUGAUUUAUGACACACAUGGAGAAAAGAACGAUAUAAUAGUUUUAAAAAUAUUACCUUAAAAUAGUUCAAAUAUCCCAGACAUUGAUGGUUCAAGUUAGCAAAGAUGCUACUGCUAAAUACUUCUCUUUUGUGCUCUUUAAUGAAGAAGCAGCCCAAAAAUAGCUCUUGAUUCCCACACCCACAAAUAAAAAAAAUAAAUAAUUAUCCUAUCCAUAAAGUUCUUACUGGGUAUCUUUAUCAUCUUCCAGUUGAUAUGUCCACUAACAUGGUGGUUACUGAGAG